Molecule: messenger RNA, 2165 nt
Organism: Ceratina calcarata
Lineage: Eukaryota; Metazoa; Arthropoda; Insecta; Hymenoptera; Apidae
Exons: 5
Source: RefSeq, a predicted model, not a curated record
ACAAAUUUAAAUUCUAUAUUAAUAAUUAAAUGAAUUAGAUGACGUCGGAAGGUGAAGCAUGGGCUCAAACUCUCAUCACGGUAACACCGGAAGAAGCUGCAACGUUGAGAGAAAUAUCGGAAGAAACCACCGUGUCCGCGACGUCGGACAUACAAUUAAUCCUCGACCCUAGCGAAAUCGUUUACAGACGAUCUUUCACUCAGGAGAAAUUCGUAGACGCCAAAGAAUCAUUGGUGGAAGAGGAACUGAAAGAAAUAUCUGAAGUAGAGAUACCGGAAGAGAAGCAAAAAGAAGAUGCGGAGAACCAAACGUAUCUGCAAGGGAUGCCUGUCGUGCACAUUUCCAUCGAAUACCAAGACGAAGCUUCGCAGACGAUGUACAUGAGCACUCCUUGUCCGCCUUUGAAAUAUUAUAGAGACAUCAUGACAUCCAUGAUCGAAGGGCCAAUGCCUAGAUUGAAAAGGAGCUACGUGGCAGGAACUAUAAUUAGCAUCGAUCCCGAAACGUCUCGCGACUCUGCGAUCGAUCAAUUAAUCGCGGACGUUACGGACGAGGAACGCGAGGAAUUCGAAUCUAAACUUAGCGACGAAGAAGAGAGGGAAAUGGAAGUGACUGAAAUUCUGCACUUCGCGAUAGCGCGGGCAUUUUGGAUAGACGACCCGACGAGCCAAGCGCCAGUUGAAACCGAUGAUAAAGCGACUCAGACUUACAUUAAAUAUAACAACCGUACGAAAAUGUUCGUGAUAGAUAACGAAGCGCAAACGGAGUUAAGUUGCGAACCGAAGAAAUCGAACACGAUGCUGUUGACGGAUUAUAUGGAGAAGAAGAACAUAGCUUUGGACUGCUUGGAGGAUUGCAUCUCGAAAGGCAUCGAGACCAAGACAGCGAUAGACGAUAUAAUGAAUGAGAUUAUCGACAAGUGUGCAGAAAGAAUUAGGUAUCCUAUGAAGGAACAGAUGAUACAGACGAUAGCUACGUAUAAAUUAGAUCAGAAAGAGAAGGAAGAAGACGUAUUGAGAAAAUUGAAGCUGGACAUAAUUGUGGAUCCCUUGGAGGCAUCAAUCGUUGUCGUGCCUUUGAUGAGUGACAUAUUGCAGUUGGUUUGCGAAAACGUGUCCAAGAAUGCUGUUAAAGGGGCUAAGAAUGUCUUAGACGUGGUCCUUCAGCGAACGAUGACUAUAAUUAAGAAGCUCAUGAAACUGCAUCAAGAAAUGGAACGUAAACCGAUAGAUCAAAAGUUAGCGCAGCGGAAGAAGAAAAUCCUUGAGUCGAUGUCGAAGAAGGAAACGGAAACGAUCGCGACUCAAACAAGCAUAGCUGCAAUUUCGGAAGUGAAGAAGAUUAAAAGGUCGAGAGAGGUUCUAUGCUCCGUUUGCAGAAGGCAGUCGAUGUGUCAAUGGUGCUUAGAACAUCAAGAAGGCGAGGAAGUUCCGGAGGAGGACAUGAAAAUACUUCGCACGCAGGAUAUAUUACUAGCUUACAAGCCGUGUUAUGUCGUGACGAAAGUUUCAGACAAAGACGAACAGCUUCAACCUCCUUGUCCACCGGAACAAAAAGCGAAACCCGCAGUACAAAGUGCUAAAUACAAGCCUCGUGAUGUGACGGAUUCCGUAGCAGACUGCUGUCGACAGAUACGUUUGUUAAUGAAACGCGACGAAGAGAUUGAGCCGCAAGAAUCCGUGAACGAAUGGUCUUACGUUACCGAUGCAACGAUAAUGAAUAAAAGGUAAUAAACGCGCACUUUUAUUAUAGAAUCCGUGACUAAUUCCAGUCAAACGACUGUAACUUUGCUGGACCGAUCAAUUCUCCCAGAAACUUGCAGUUAUCGCAGCACACUGUCUUCGCAAGCGGCGAACGCUUUGCAGAUAUUAAAAGAGACGUUUUGCACGCGAGAAACAUGCCCCGGUUCGUCACUGCAUAAUUUAAACAAUUACCAGGACGAGGAGGCGUGCGAUAAAUCGACGUGCGACGCGUGUUUGAGUAUGAACAACAUGGACAGUAGAGCAUACGUACCUUGCGGUCAACAAUCGUGUAAAGUAUUCUCGAAACUGCAUCUACCAAAUGCGAACACUUACAGUACCUGUUCGCACGUUCCCAUCAAAUCGUACGGCGACGGGUUUAAAGUUAUUCCUAUAUACCUCUCCCAGGAUUCUUGUAACUGAAGA